AUGGCGGCUUACAGAAAUAAAAUAUCCAAAAAGUUCAAUAGUAAGGUCAGGCCGCGUGCUUUUAAUGUGGGGGACUUAGUUCUUAAAAGAAUAGAUGUAACAAGCGGUAGUGCUGGAUCUGAUUCAGAAGAUUAUGACAAAUGGCAAAAGGUAGAUAGUAUGGUAACUUAUUGGCUGUUAAAUUCUAUUUCUAAAGAUACUGUUGAUAAAUUUCUAUAUACUUGUUUUGCAAAGAAAUUGUGGGAUGAAAUUAAGGAUAGAAUUGAGGAGAGUAAUGGGUCAUUACUCUACCAAUUGAAGAGAGAAAUUAGCUCAUUUACUUAUGCUAAUUUGAAUGUCAUCAGUAAUAUUGACAAUGGGGAUAGAUUAAUUCAGUUUCUCAUGGGAUUGAAUGACUCUUAUGAUCAUGCCAGAAAUCAAAUUCUGAUAAUGGAGCCUUUACGUAGCUUAAAUAGAGAUUAUUUCAUAGUUCUUAGUGUUGAAAAACAAAGUGAGGUCCUCAAUAUGAGUCUUACUGAGUUUAAUAAUGCUACUAUGAAUGUAAAAUUUACUGAGGAAAUAUUUAACAAAACUCAGUUUAAGAAGAAAGAAUUCUUUAAGAAAGAGAAUGAUGGAAGAAUUGGUGCACAUUAUGGAAAUCCUAGUCAUACAAAGGAAACUUACUUUAAGUUAUACGACUAUCCUGAAUGGUUCACUUAA
Messenger RNA from Manihot esculenta (cassava), 699 nucleotides. RefSeq lists its product as uncharacterized. Bases 1 to 699 code for a protein of 232 amino acids. The transcript is spliced from 3 exons. Lineage: Eukaryota; Viridiplantae; Streptophyta; Magnoliopsida; Malpighiales; Euphorbiaceae. The record is from RefSeq and is a predicted model, not a curated record.